Messenger RNA from Dreissena polymorpha, 626 nucleotides. RefSeq names its product NPC intracellular cholesterol transporter 2-like. Lineage: Eukaryota; Metazoa; Mollusca; Bivalvia; Myida; Dreissenidae. The coding region runs from base 92 to 535 and encodes 147 amino acids. The record is from RefSeq and is a predicted model, not a curated record. Gene Ontology annotation, biological process: sterol transport. The transcript has 4 exons. Gene Ontology annotation, molecular function: sterol binding.
CGUGAUAUAUAUUUCAAAGCCUAUAAAGGCCAGUCUUGUUAUUGAAGACAUUGUAAUACUCAAAGCUCGUUGUCAGUGUACACAGGUAGUCAUGUAUCGCUUGGUAGUCCUUGCAGCUGCUGUUGCCUUAGCAACUGCUGAGGUGAUUCUUACUCUUCACGAUUGUGGGUCCCACGACUCCAUUAUAAACUCUGUGAGGGUUGAGCAGUGCGACUCGGAACCUUGCAUCGUUCACAAGGGACAGGACUACACCGUGCAUGUGAACUUCACAGCAACUCGGACAGUACAGGAAGCCCACAACGUUCUCCACGGCGGUCUCGGUUUUAUCUCCGCCCCUUUCCCUCUGCAGCCAGAGAAUGCUUGCCAAGGUAGCGUCACGUGCCCUAUCGUGGCCGGACAGACGUACGAAUAUGUGCAGACCAUGACAUGUCCGACAUUCGCCCCAAGCAUAACCGUGACAGCGAAGUGGGAAGUGAAGGAUGAGAACAAGCAGGAUAUUUUCUGCUUCAACACAAGGCUCCAAAUAAAAUCAUAACAUGUGCAGGUUAUGGUCGUGUUUUCUUUAAAUGUUAUUAAGUUGUCGUGUAAUUUGUUUGAAUAUAUUUUAUGAAUAAAUUGCAAUUUUA